Messenger RNA from Cooperia oncophora, 576 nucleotides. The record is from the annotation of a GenBank genome assembly. Lineage: Eukaryota; Metazoa; Nematoda; Chromadorea; Rhabditida; Trichostrongylidae.
AUGACUACCAGGACUCACCCAUACCAAGAUCAGCCUAUACCAAGACUACCAGGAACAAGAUCUAUCAGCCGAGGAUGUCAAGAUGCCGAAGUCCUCCGAGACGGAAAUCCUGAACCAGCCACACUUGAGAAGUUCGAACCAGAUGAAGAAACCGGACACACUUUCGACUACUGGUAUAGAAGGUACGGCCCAAUGAUUCGAGAGUCGAGUGUGCCAUAUAGCAAGAAAAUAGAUCUUAUUCUGUUGAAACCGGAGGAUAGCGCAUAUCGCAGGUAUGCAGAUGAUAUUCUACCGCUGCAACCACACGAGAUUGACUUCGAUUUCACAGCAGCGAAGCUACAGAAGUUAUUCGCAUCCGAGAAAACGUACAUAACCUGCCCAGCAUUGACUCCAGACAACAUACCGUUUCGAGAGUACGCUGAUAUGAUCAAGCGGAUGGACGAAGAAGCUUGCUUAAAAAAUGGAUUACACGGAGCUGAAGACUUUGCAGUUCGUCGCAAGCUCGAUACGCAAGCGGAAGACGCGCCGUUGACAAUCGAAGAUCUCGUUGCUGAAUGUGAAAAUUUCACAAUUUGA